This is a messenger RNA of Fomitiporia mediterranea MF3/22, 1392 nucleotides long. RefSeq names its product PLP-dependent transferase. The coding region runs from base 121 to 1380 and encodes 419 amino acids. NCBI's taxonomy places the organism in Eukaryota, Fungi, Basidiomycota, Agaricomycetes, Hymenochaetales, Hymenochaetaceae. The record is from RefSeq and is a predicted model, not a curated record. The transcript has 10 exons.
UCCUCUACAAUGCCGAGCUUCCUCGCAACUUGCAACUCGCAACAGAAUUGAGAUGGGUAAUUGUCCCAUACGACUUCUUAAUUGCGCAGUCCUAUCUUUCUCACUGCAUCCAUCAUCACGAUGGGCUCGAGAGACAUCAAAGAGACUGGAGAUCCGCCCGCCUUCGGGCACCCAAUGCUGGCGCAGUUUGGCUUUGAACCAACCUAUGUCAAUCUUAACCAUGGGUCCUAUGGCUCCCUUCCUUUACCUGUGCUUAGAGCAUGCGAGGAAAUAUCCCGCAAAGCGGAGGCCAAUCCUGAUCGGUUUUACCGUUCAACCUACGUCCCUUUGUUAAAUACGGUCAGAGCUAAAGUUGCAGAACUAAUCGGCGCAGACACGGAUGACUGUGUCGUGGUGUUCAAUGCAACUCAUGGUGUCAAUACUGUCCUGCGUAACUUGAUUUGGCAGAAAGAAGACAUAAUAGUGAAAACUUCUGUGACUUAUCCUUCAGUUGCUCGAACAAUCCAGUACAUCACGGACGUUCCGCCACAUCCCAAAUAUGUUCCGUUUCAACUGAACUUUCCAACAACACCGUCUGCUAUCAUAGAUGGAUUUCGUGCACACCUCAAGAGUAUCCCGCGUCAACCUGACCGGAAGAUCGUGGCCGUGAUCGAUUCGAUAUCUUCCACGCCCGGAGUCCUGCUUCCCUGGAAAGAACUUGUAAAGAUUUGCAGAGAAGAGGGUGUACUGAGCGUCGUCGAUGCCGCCCAUUCAAUUGGUCAAGAACUUGAUAUCAACCUGAGAGAAACAGAUCCAGACUUUUGGAUAUCUAACUGUCAUAAAUGGCUCUAUGCGAAACGAGCUUGCGCUGUUUUAUACGUUGCCAAGCGAAACCAAGACCUUAUUAGAACUACGCUUCCCACCACGUCUAACUAUGUGUCACCGACCGACCCUCCGGGUGGACCGAAGCCACCAAAUUACCCAGAUCAAUUCAUGUGGGCAGGAACAAUAGAUUGGGCACCAUAUCUGAGUGUCAGUCACGCCCUGGAGUUCCGCCAAUGGGUUGGAGGAGAACAUAAGAUAAAUGAUUACUGUCAUAAUUUAGCACUGUCUGGUGGGAGAAGGCUAGCAGAGAUUUUGGGCACACGGGUUAUGGACGAGAACGGCGAGUUUACUGCAAACAUGGUAAAUGUCCAGCUUCCACUCAAUGCAGAUGGCUCGGAUAAGGUAAUGUCAAAUAUCAUGAGGCGCCUCGAUGGGAAAAACGUGAAUGGCAAGCCUUACUAUCACAAUGGCAAGUGGUGGGUUAGAUGCAGUGCGCAGAUCUUCAACGAGGUUGGGGACUUCGAGGUUCUUGGCGAGGCGCUGCUGGAGAUCUGCAGAGGUAACUUAGAUGGAUGACUGAAAUUGUAU